Messenger RNA from Equus caballus (horse), 2405 nucleotides. RefSeq names its product tetratricopeptide repeat domain 4 (gene TTC4). The record is from RefSeq and is a predicted model, not a curated record. NCBI's taxonomy places the organism in Eukaryota, Metazoa, Chordata, Mammalia, Perissodactyla, Equidae. Gene Ontology annotation, molecular function: Hsp70 protein binding; Hsp90 protein binding. Gene Ontology annotation, cellular component: nucleus; cytosol. Gene Ontology annotation, biological process: protein folding.
AGGCGCGCCCGCGCCGCCGGAAGUUGCCGCGCUGUUCUCGGCGCCGGGGCCGUGGCCGGAGGGUCGAGGGGCUCCAUGGAGCAGCCAGCGCCGGACGCCGCCGGCGACGAAGCCAUGGACGCAUUCCUGGAGAAGUUCCGCAGCCAGCCUUACCGCGGCGGCUUCCGCGAGGACCAGUGGGAGGAGGAAUUUGCAAAGAUCCCGCUCUUCAUGAAGCAAGCGCCGUCGGAGGUUGACCCGCGGGAGAACCCUGACCUGGCCUGCCUCCAGUCCAUUAUUUUCGAUGAGGAGCGAUCUCCAGAAGAACAGGCCAAGACCUAUAAAGAUGAGGGCAAUGAUUACUUUAAAGAAAAAGACUAUAAAAAAGCUGUGAUUUCAUACACUGAAGGAUUAAAGAAGAAAUGUGCAGACCCUGAUUUGAAUGCUGUCCUUUAUACCAACCGGGCAGCAGCACAGUACUACCUGGGCAAUUUGCGUUCUGCUCUCAAUGAUGUGACUGCUGCCAGAAAGCUCAAACCCUGCCACCUCAAAGCCAUAGUAAGAGGUGCCUUAUGCCAUCUGGAACUGAAAAACUUUGCCGAGGCUGUGAACUGGUGCGAUGAGGGGCUGCAGAUAGAUGCCAAAGAGAAGAAGCUUCUGGAAAUGAGGGCUAAAGCAGACAAGUUGAAGCGAACUGAACAGAGGGAUAUAAGGAAAGCAAAAGUGAAAGAAAAGAAGGAGCAGAAUCAGAAUGAGGCUUUACUCCAGGCUGUCAAGGCUAGGAACAUCAAGUUAGUCUCGGAAGCUGCCGGUGAGGAUGAAGAUUCGGCCUCAGAGUGUCCUGGUGAGCUUUUCCUGGAUGGGCUUAGCUCUGGGAACCCCUGUGGAGCCAGGCUGAGUGUAGAUGACCAGGGCAGAUUGAGCUGGCCUGUGCUUUUUCUGUACCCAGAGUACGCCCAGUCGGACUUCAUCUCAGCUUUUCACGAGGACUCCAGGUUUAUUGAUCAUCUAAUGGUGAUGUUUGGUGAAACGCCCUGUUGGGACUUAGAGCAAAAAUAUUGCCCUGAUAAUUUAGAGGUCUACUUUGAGGAUGAGGACAGGGCAGAACUGUACCGGGUGCCUCCCAAGAGCACCUUGCUGCGAGUGCUGCAGCACCCCAGGUACUUUGUAAAAGCCCUGACCCCGGCAUUUUUGGUCUGCGUAGGAUCCUCUCCUUUCUGUAGGAAUUAUCUCCAGGGGAGAAAGGUACACCAGGUAAAGUGACGGAGCCAGGCUGUGGGAGCCAGGCCCCCUGGAUCUCCUCCCUCACCCUCCUCUGCCUGGAAUCCAGCAUAAAUCAGCUGGACAGACUCUUAUUUCUGUCACCCUGGGGACAGUCCUUCCUCGCAUCGUGGUUGGGCAGGAGCUGCUGACUUCCCUGAACUGCCGCCCUUCGGGUCAAAGUGCUGAGUCCAGCUGGUCUUCACUCUCCUCCUCUGAUACAAAACUCCGUUUCUCGGUCAUGACAUCCUGGGACUCACUGUGAGCUGUGUUAACCACGAGCCUCCAUCUCCGAAGGGACCGUCUGCUGCAGUUCCGCAGCACCUGACCCGAGGGACUCACUGGCCUGUGGCCAGAGGCAGGGUCCAGUGACACGGUUCUGAACCUUUGUGGAGUUAGAGGCCUUCGAGAAGCUGCCCCUCCAGCCGCACAUGCCCGCAAACCACACGUGUCAUUUUAGGGCACUGAAGAGCCCCCGGCCUCCAGGCACUCCACGAGCACAGAGGGUGCUCCGUGGGGAUGCCGCAGGUGCCUUGGGGUGAGGAGAGCCGAGUCCUGGCUCUGCAGCCAUAAAGCCUACAAACUGGGAUCUUCCAGAACCCCUAAACAGUUUGCCAGUUUUCUUGAUCUCUGCAGUAUGGAGAACCGUGACAGACGUGGACAGUGGACUCUGAGUGCCUCUCCAGUUUUCACAUUUUAGGAUUUUGUGCCUUUUAAACUGGAAAAUCUUUUUGCAUGCUGUCAUUGUUGUAGGUUCUAUUUUUGUCUGCAGCUGUUUGCCCCUCCUUCCUAGAGGACUUUAUGUCUCCUUACCUGGAGCCAAAGGACUCCUGGCAGUGCGUUCCCCAGGGAGGAACGCACUUCCCUGCUCCUGACAGGGGGCGUGAGCAGACGUGUCCACACAGAAGCUCGAGGGGCCAGAGUGCUCUUUCCCCUCUGCCAUGAGAACCUACUUCCCAGAUAGGGGCUGUUCCUUCAGCCUCUGUGCCAGAAUGGUAAGACACGCGGAGCAGAGCUGAUGCGGCUGGCCUGCAGCCAUUGAUUGUAACAUGAAUGAGAAAUAAGUGUUUGUUGUAGUAAUAAGCACUGAGAUUUGGAGCUGGUUACUAUAGCAAAGCUAACUAAUACAUCAUUAAACUGAAACCAGCUGCUGUCCUUACGAUGGA